AUGGAGGGCAUGACUGUUAUUCAGUUUAUGAUGCAUAACUUUGAACAAGGCGAGUAUCGAUAUUGGCAUCGCGUCGAUAGUGAAACGAGCAACACGAUUACAGAUAUUAUGUUUGCAUGUCCCGAAUCUAUUAAGUUACUACGGUUGUUCCCGUAUGAUAUGCCUCUUUUGGAAAUAAUUGAGAUAACUCCAGUUGGGAGGAAUUUUACAAUUACUGUUGCAUUUAUGUCGCAUGAAGAUGCAGACACCUACGAGUGGACUUUGAAUUGUUUGAAAGAGUUGCUAGAUGGUGUCGAACCUGAUGGGAUCUUGACAUACAGGGAGUUGGGUCUUUUGAAUGCACUGCAAAAAAUAAUUGUUGAGGCAAAUGCGACGAAAUUUAUGGGAGGCAAAAAAGACCAAGGUCUAAUAUUCCGACGUGUGCUGUGGGCUAAGCUGGAGAAGUUUGUUCGAGUAUAUACUCGCAAUGUGUAUCAUUUUGGCAACACGAGCACCAACAGGGUGGAGAAUGCUCAUUCUUCAGCGAAUGGUUGGUUAAAUGCUUCGCCCGGAGGUCUGGAUAACGUGCAAGGCAAACUUCGGGACCAAGUUUAUAUCCAAAUUAGUCAGCUGAAGUGCGAUUUUUCAUUAUCAUCCAAGAUAAAGAAGCAUACUGCAGCAUGGCCGUGUUUUCAGUGUUUGAUUUGUUAUAUUACGCAUCUGGCAUUAGAGAAAUUGGAUCAAGAGAUGGAGUCCCCGGCGAUGCAAGAUCCGAGUAUUUGCACACACUAUCUUUGGAAUACUCAUGGGCUCCCAUGCGCGUGCAAAAUUGUGCAUAAAAUGGAAGAUAAUGACACGUUCGUCAUUUCAGACUUGCAUCCAUUCUGGAGUACCAUGGCAGUUGAGCCUUCGGAGCUACCUGAGUAUCAAGUAAACCGCGAGGAGAUUGUGGAUAGACAGAUUGAUGACCUGAAUUGCAAUUUGAAGAAGAUGAAUUACACGAGUAAGAUAAAUGAUGUGGCCUCAUUGCGUGGCAUCGUUUAUCCGUCUACGUUGCAUCUGGCCGAGCCAUCAUUUGUUAAGACCAAAGGACGACAAAAGAAUAACUCGACAAAGAGAGACCCUUCCGGAUGGCAGUAUCAUAUUGAUGAGGGGACAAUUAAGUCGUCUUGUGGUUCCAAGGGUCGCCAAACCUCAUAUGGUGCAAAGAUUCCUAAAGCAAAGGUUGAGAGAAGCACUGAUGGAACGCCUCAAUCGAAGAUGAAAGGUCGUGGUUCUCGUAUUCCCACACAAGAAUCCGUUGCCCCUACAAUACCUGCACAUGAAGGAAUCGACUUUUAUUCUUUCGUGCCCAGAUUUAUGGUCCAUCUGUGUUUCCAAAUUUCGGAUGGAAGCUUGGGUGGAUGUCAUAAAUUGAGCUAA
Molecule: messenger RNA, 1401 nt
Organism: Erythranthe guttata (spotted monkey flower)
Lineage: Eukaryota; Viridiplantae; Streptophyta; Magnoliopsida; Lamiales; Phrymaceae
Source: RefSeq, a predicted model, not a curated record